Messenger RNA from Mauremys mutica (yellowpond turtle), 3836 nucleotides. It is a transcript of the gene TRIM24, whose product is annotated as tripartite motif containing 24. Gene Ontology annotation, molecular function: zinc ion binding; protein binding. NCBI's taxonomy places the organism in Eukaryota, Metazoa, Chordata, Testudines, Geoemydidae. The coding region runs from base 149 to 3286 and encodes 1045 amino acids. The transcript has 19 exons. The record is from RefSeq and is a predicted model, not a curated record.
GCAGUUGCAACCUCCGAGGAUAACAAACACCGCGGAGGGGGCAGGGGCCGCUCGCGGGCGCCGCGGCCCGGGGUCUCGGGUGGGGCUCGGCCGGCGUGAGUCGCGUUCCCCCGCUCCGGGGCGGGAGGCGCCGGGCGGCGCAAGGACAAUGGAGGCGGCGGUCUCGGGGGCGGCGGGGGCCUGGCCGGCGGAUCGAGCCGGGGCCGCGGCGCUGAGCGGGGAGAACGAGGCCGAGAGCCGGCAGGGCCCUGCGGAGCGCGGCGGGGAGGCGGCCCAGCUGAACCUGUUGGACACCUGCGCCGUGUGCGGGCAGCACAUCCAGAGCCGGCGGCCCAAGCUGCUGCCCUGCCUGCACUCGUUCUGCCUGCGCUGCCUGCCGCAGCCCGACCGCUACCUCAUGCUGCCCCCCGCCGCCCCGUCCCCGUCCCCCGGCCCGGGCACCCCCAAAGAGCUGCAGCCGCCGGCGUCCCCCUCCUCGCCCGUCCCUUCGCCGACCUCGCCCCUGCACUGCACGCCGGUUGGUGUUAUCCGCUGUCCAGUUUGCAGCCAGGAAUGUGCAGAAAGACAUAUCAUAGAUAACUUUUUUGUGAAGGACACCACAGAGGUUCCCAGCAGUACAGUGGAAAAGUCAAAUCAGGUCUGCACAAGCUGUGAAGACAAUGCAGAAGCCAAUGGUUUUUGUGUGGAGUGUGUAGAAUGGUUAUGCAAGACCUGCAUCAGAGCUCACCAAAGGGUUAAAUUCACAAAGGACCAUACAGUCAGACAGAAAGAAGAAGUAUCACCAGAGGCAGUUGGUGUGAACAGUCAGCGGCCUGUUUUCUGCCCUUACCACAAAAAGGAACAGUUGAAGCUCUAUUGCGAGACCUGUGACAAACUUACAUGUCGGGAUUGCCAGUUACUGGAACACAAAGAGCACAGGUACCAGUUUAUAGAAGAAGCUUUUCAGAACCAGAAAGUGAUCAUUGAUACACUAAUCAGCAAGCUAAUGGAGAAGACUAAGUACAUAAAAUAUACAGGGAAGCAGAUCCAAAACAGAAUCCUUGAAGCGAAUCAGAAUCAAAAGCAGGUGGAACAGGAUAUUAAAGUUGCCAUAUUUACACUGAUGGUAGAAAUAAAUAAAAAGGGGAAAGCUUUGCUACAUCAGUUAGAGAGUCUAUCAAAAGACCAUCGGAUUAAGCUUCUGCAGCAACAACAGGAAGUGGCAAGUCUUUCUAAACAGCUGGAACAUGUCAUGAAUUUUUCCAAGUGGGCAGUUUCCAGUGGCAGCAGCACAGCAUUAUUGUACAGCAAACGCCUGAUUACAUAUCGUCUACGGUAUCUCCUUCGAGCAAGGUGUGAUGCUUCUCCAGUGACUAACACCACUGUCCAGUUUCACUGUGAUCCUAGCUUCUGGGCUCAAAAUAUUUUCAAUCUAGGUUCUCUGGUAAUUGAAGAUAAAGAAACCCCACCACACAUGCCCAAGAGCCCUGUGAUGGAACCAAAUUUACAGCCACAAAGUGGCUUACCUUCAAACCAACUGUCUAAGUUCCCAACACAGAUCAGUUUAGCUCAACUACGACUCCAGCACAUGCAGCAGCAGGUCAUGGCUCAGAGGCAGCAGGCUCAACGCAGGGUAGGCCCAGUGGGUCUACCAAACCCAAGAAUUCUAGGUCCCAUGCAGCACACUCCUACUUCUCAUCAGCAGCCACCUCCACGCUUGAUUAACUUUCAGAAUCACAAUCCCAACUCUAAUGGGUCAAUUCUUCCUGCUCAACAAAUGAGGGGUCCCCAGAACCAGAAUGUACCGAGAUUAACAAUAAAGCCCAACCCAUUGCAGAUGGCAUUCUUGGCACAGCAGGCUAUUAAACAGUGGCAGAUAAGCAGUGGACAAGCUUCAGCUGCCUCGUCAACUGCAAGCAGCACUACAUCCACCCCUUCCAGUCCCACUGUUACUAGUGCUGCAGGGUAUGAUGGGAAGACAUUUGGUCCACCCAUGAUAGAUCUGAGUUCUCCAGUGGGUAGUUCUUAUACCCUACCUUCUCUUCCUGAUAUUGAGUGUACGGGAAGCAUUACCCUGGAUAACAUUGUAAGGAAAGAUGGUAUUGUGGAGCAGAGCCACCCAAAACCCCCUUCAAACAGAACCGUCCAGUCACCAAAUUCAUCAGUGCCAUCUCCGGGCCUCUUGGGACCAGUAACUAUGACCAGUGUCCACCCUCCAAUUCGCUCACCCAGUGCCUCCAGUGUUGGAAGCAGAGGCAGCUCUGGCUCCUCCAGCAGGCCACCAGGAGCUGAUUCUACACACAGAGUCCCUGUUGUCAUGUUGGAGCCAAUCAGGAUUAAACAGGAGUCUGGUACAUCCCAUGAGAACUAUGAUUUCCCAAUUGUUAUAGUGAAGCAAGAAACAGAUGAAGAAUCCCGGCCCCGGAAUACCAACUUUUCAAGAAGCAUACUCACCUCUCUGCUAUUGGAUAGCCGUCAUAAUACCACUUCUGACAAAACAGUCUUAAGAACAGAUGCUCCAGAUAGCACAGGUGACCGACCAGGGAUACUUCAGGAGAACACAUCCAGUGGGAAGACAUGGAUGGGUACCCCUCACAUUGGAGACGUCAGAAAAGAGGAUGACCCCAAUGAGGACUGGUGUGCAGUGUGUCAGAAUGGAGGGGAGCUCCUGUGUUGUGAGAAAUGCCCUAAAGUGUUCCACCUUUCUUGUCAUGUCCCUUCACUGAUGAACUUUCCAAGAGGAGAGUGGAUUUGCACAUUCUGUCGGGACUUGUCCAAGCCGGAAGUAGAAUAUGAUUGUGAUAAUCCCAAUCAGAGCUCUGAAAAAAGAAAACUAGAAGGUUAUAUGGGAUUGGCACCAAUAGAUCGACGGAAGUGUGAAAGGCUACUGCUAUACCUCUACUGCCAUGAAAUGAGCCUGGCUUUUCAAGAUCCAGUUCCUCCUACAGUGCCUGAAUACUACAAAAUAAUAAAGAAGCCUAUGGACUUGUCAACAAUCAAAAAAAGACUGCAAGUGAACCAUCCACUGUAUAUGAAACCAGAAGAUUUUGUGGCUGAUUUCAGACUGAUUUUCCAAAAUUGUGCUGAGUUUAAUGAGCCUGAUUCAGAAGUGGCUGAUGCUGGCAUGAAACUUGAAGCCUACUUUGAAGAACUCCUAAAGAUCCUUUAUCCGGAGAGAGAAUUCCCUAUACAACCCUACUGUCGGAGUGAGAGAGAGAAUCCAGAAUUUAGUGAUGACUCUGAUGAUGAUUUUGUACAGCCCCGGAAAAAACGCCUCAAAGGAGAGGAGCGCCAGUUGCUUAAAUGAGUCGCAUGUACUGGAAUGAAUUUUUUAAAACUAGACAAAUAUUUAUCAACUGUCAGUUGUCAAGAGGAAAAAUCAUGACCACUUUGACCUGUACAUUUGUGGAUGUUUACUAGACUUUAUACCCUUCCCCUAAAACAGAAAUCUACCAGGGAUCAAGGCAUUUGGAGAGACUGUUCUCUGGAGUUCAGUCCUUACAUCCUACUUGUGGAACGUCAUUAAAACAGUAAUCUGGAAUAACAGCUGCUCAGAUGCAUUUAAAGAAAAGAAUUUGUACAGAAUUAAACUUUAAAAUGUUACAUGAAUUCAAUGUGUGACUUUCUCAGUUUCAAGAAAAUGUAUUAUCACCAGACAUUAAUUUUACCAAAGGCAUGUGGCUGGCCAGAAUUUGAGUUUUGUACUGUACUUAACCCCAAGCCAUGAAAGCACAUGGUGUAAUUUUGUUGUCCUAGGAGAAUGACUGGUACAAUGGAAGUGUAGUUGCCCCCUAAAGAAGUUACUGGUGAUUUAAAAUGUAAGGGGAGAGCUGUAUUAAAAUAAACUUAAAAAAUCA